Molecule: messenger RNA, 2247 nt
Organism: Oncorhynchus mykiss (rainbow trout)
Lineage: Eukaryota; Metazoa; Chordata; Actinopteri; Salmoniformes; Salmonidae
Source: RefSeq, a predicted model, not a curated record
GGGACGCUUCUUCUACAACAACAGCUAGUCAGACACCUCCGUAGCUUUCUAGCAAACAUAGCUACAACAUUCACGCUCUUUACACGGUUUUUGUGUAUUUUAGUUGCUGUGUGUGAAAACACACUUCUGUCGUAUGUACUUGUUGGCCCAUUUAAUUAUAUAUUGACGUUGUUUGUCAGCUAGCUGGUUUGCUAAAUUAGCUUAGAACUAGGCUAGUCGCUAAUGCUAGCUAGCUAACAUCUCCGACCAUGAGUUCACUAAGCAACUCUCCUCCUGAUAAAGAUGAGGAGGUCGGCUGGACGGAGAGAGAAACUCUCGUGAAAGAGGAAGAGGAGGAUGUCACAGUACAAAAACAAGUAGAGGGUGAGGCUGUUACCGUGAAAGAAGAAGAGAAAGACAUUUCAGUGAAAGAAGAGGAGUACUCGUUCAGAGUGAAAGAGGAGGAGGAUGUUACAGUAAAAGAAGAGAAAGAGGAGGAUGCAGUUUUUGGAGUGAAGGAGGGGAACAUGACUGUCACAUUGAAAGAGGAGGAAGAGGAGGUUGGAGAUCUGUUUAACACCAGAGAGAGACGAGACAAUCGUGGAUCCUCUCGGGAGCCUCAACAACAUCAUGAUGCUGACGAGGCAGAAAAGAGUCUCUCCACAUCAGAACACCUCAAGAAACACCAGCAGAAACCCACAGAAAAUAAAUCUCACUGCUGCUCUGACUGUGGGAAAUGUUGCAAAUCUUCAUCAGAACUUAAAAUACACCAGCGAGUACACACAGGAGAGAAAUCUCACCACUGUUUUUACUGUGGGAAGAGUUACUCAUGUUCAGAUUCACUAAAAGUACACCAGAGAAUUCACACAGGAGAGAAACCUUAUAGCUGUGAUCAAUGUGGGAAGAGUUUUACUCAGUCAGGCUGUCUGGUAGUGCACCAGAGAACACACACAGGAGAGAAACCUAACCACUGCUCUGACUGUGGGAAAAGUUUCUCAAGAUUAGAUUCACUAAAAGUACACCAAAGAAUUCACACAGGAGAGAAAAAUUUCCGCUGCUCUUACUGUGGGAAACAUUACUCAAGGUUAAAUUCACUACAAGGACACCUGAGAAUUCACACUGGAGAGAAAUCUUAUAGCUGUGAUCAAUGUGGGAAGAGUUUUGCUCAGUCAGGCAACCUGCUAGUGCACCAGAGAACACACACAGGAGAUAAACCUUAUGGCUGUGAUCAAUGUGGGAAGAGUUUUACUCAGUCCGGCAGCCUGAAAUCACACCAGAGAAUACACACUGGAGAGAAACCUUAUGGCUGUGAUCAAUGUGGGAAGAGUUUUACUCAGUCAGGCAGCCUGAUAGUGCACCAAAGAGCACACACCGGAGAGAAACCUUAUGGCUGUGAUCAAUGUGGGAAGAGGUUUGUUGCAUCUAACUAUCUGACUACACAUCAGCGAACACACACAGAGCAAUCUUAUAGCUGUAAUCAAUGUGGGAAGAGUUUUACUCAGCCAAACACUCUGAUAGUACAUCUGAGAACACACACAGGAGAGAAACCUCAUGGCUGUGAUCAAUGUGGGAAGAGAUACUCUGAUAAAAGAUCUCUGAUAAAACAUCAGACAAUACAUACAUGAACGAGUUGUUUCAUGAUAUCAAUGAAAUAAUGUCACAAUGUAGAAUGUUUUAACAUUGUAGUAGGAGUAUUUUAAUGAUGUCACAAUGUAGAACCCUAAAUGUUUGCCCCCUGUUCUAUUGAUUUCAACAUGAUAUGGCUAUUAACCUCAGGGGGAAAAUCCAGGCUCUGAAAUUAAUGAGUACUAUUUAUAUGAUUUAACAAAGUGAGUAACAAAAAGAGUUGUGUUAUACUUACCACGUUAGUGACCCACUUGAAUCAAAAUGCAGCACUUAAAUGUAGCAAGCUCUUUUCUAGAAAUUGUCCUCUAACCAGUGAUGUACACAUUAUUCACAGAUUCUGUGUGGUUUCUGAGCUGUUAAUUUUAACAUGAUGUCCCCCCUCUCUUGCGCAAUAUGAGUGAUGACAAAUACAUGUUGUGUUUCUCUUAGUGUUGGGGACCCAUAAACUCUAAAUGUAGCUGACUGUCUUCUCCAGGUUGUCCUCUAACCAGGGUGGUAAAAUAUAUCUCCAAUUUCCAUGUUUUUGUUGUUGUGUUAGUUUCAACAGCACGUACAAUCUGAUUUGCCCCCUAAUCGAUAUCAGUGAUUUAGUUUCAAUGUACUUGCAGCCUAUACACAUGGACGCAAUAUAAUAAAUUGGUC